AUGGACCGGCGGCGGGGCGCCGCGCGGGAGUUCGAGGACUUCGACCCGGCCGUGGAGUGGAAGCUGCCCGGGGAGGACCAGGACGUGGUGGAGAUCUCGCUGCCGGGGUUCCGCAAGGACCAGGUGAGGGUGCAGGUGGACAACCACGGCGUGCUCCGCGCCACCGGGGAGCGGCCGGCGAGGGGUGGCCGGUGGGCGCGGUUCAAGAAGGACCUCCGCCUCCCCGACAACUGCGACGCCGACGGCGUCCGCGCCAGGUUCGAGGGCGAGAAGCUCAUCAUCACGCUCCCCAUCGUCGCCGCGGCCGGAAAGACGCCAUCCCCUGAGCCCGAGACGUCGCCGUCACCGCCACCGGCACCGCCUCGCUGGCCUCCUGCGGCCUACUCUGAGCCGCCGACGAAACAACGUCAAUCACCGCCACUCCCGCCACCACCUCGCCGUCCUCCAGGCUAUUCUCAGUCGCCGCCGCGUCGGCGCCCAUCGCCACCACCGCUGGCACCACCUCGUGCUCCUGCUUAUGAACGGCCGCCGCCACAAGCUCCGUCGCAACCGCCUCCACCACCAACUCGCCCUCCAAGUUAUUCCGAACCGGCGCCGCCACGUCCAUCACCACCGCCUCCACCCCCACCUCGUCUUCCAAGUUAUUCUAAGCCAACGCCGCCGCUCCGGCCUCCAUCGCCGCCGCCACCGCCACCGCCACCACCACCUAGAAUUUAUUUCGAGCCUCCUCGGCGUGUAUCACCCCCUCGUGCUCCUACUGAGCCGCCGCCGCCGCCACCGCCACCGCCACCGCCGCCACCACCUAGAACUUAUUUUGAGCCACCACGUCGGCGUGUAUCACCCCCUCGUGCUCCUACUGAGCCGCCGCCGCCACCGCCAGCACCACCUAGAACUUAUUUUGAGCCACCACGUCGGCGUGUAUCACCGCCUCGUGCUCCUACUGAGCCGCCGCCGCCGCCGCCACCACCUAGUACUUAUUUUGAGCCACGUCGGCGUGUAUCACCGCCUCGGGCUCCUACUGAGCCGCCGCCGCGUCGGCCUGCAUCGCCGCCGCCAGCACCACCACCUCCACCUCCAAAGUACGAGCAGCCACCAAGUCGGCGUCCACCACCACCAGCACCACCCGCGCCGCCUCGUCAAACUUACUCUGACCCGCCGCCGCGUCAGCCUCCGUCACCCCCACCGCCACCACCUCGCCUUCCUGCUCACUCUAAGCUGCCGCCGGCGCCGGCUCCACGUCCAUCUCCACCGCCGGCACCACCACGCCCUCCUAUUUCUCCAGAGCCACCGCGACGUUCACCGCCUCCACCCGAACCACCUCGCGCUCCUAUUUUUUCAGACCUGCCACCGCCGUCGCCACAGCCUCCACGACCAGCUCCGUCGAAGCCCGCCGUUGACGAAUGGACAAAGGCAACCGCCGCAGAGCCGAAGCCGUCGCCGCCCCCACAUGGGAGAGCAAUGCCAGAGAGAGCAAUCUCCGUGUCACCCCCUUCUCCGGCACCUCUGCCUACUCGUCACGCAGAUGAAGCGCCGAAGAAGCAACUGCAAGAUGCCACUGCUCCGGCAGCCGUGCCUACUGGUCGCGCAGAGGAAACGCCGAAGGAGCCACUGCAAGAUACCAAGGUACCAGAGGAAGACGGCAAGAUCAGUCGGGCACUACCGGAGGAGAAGAAGAAGAGCAAGAAAAAGAAGGGGACGCAGGAGCAGACGGGUGGUAAGUUUGGGAAGAACCAAGCGCAGGCGCUGGGAGAUGCUCCGGCGACGACGUCGGCGGAGCCUGCAAGGCAGCUGCUGGUGAACGCUGUUGCGGCGGCGGCCGUGCUUGUGGGGAUCAUCUGGUCGGCGUGGCGCAACCUCAGCAGCUGAGCGGCCGAUAUAUAGACUGCCCAUUUGAAGUGGACCGAAACUUUUAAAAGUGCUGCUUGUAAUUAUGUGUUGUUCUGAACUUGCAAUUGCACAAGUCAUUCCCAGAUUGACCAAACAGAGUAUCAGUGUAUAAACAUGUACUGUAGCUCACACAGACCACUCUCUGUGUCAAAAGCAAAAAACUACUGUAUGAAAACAAAAUUAGAGUGCCUUAUGGGUGUGUGCAAUGGCAAGUUCACAACACAUAAUGUGAAGCAGCACUUCACGAGUUCCAAGUCUCUUGUAUGAAAACAAGCAAAACACACAGCAAGUUUCCUUCAGCAUGACAUGUAAACUCACACUCGUGUGUCAAGCAAAAUCUACUGUAUGAAAAAAGAAAAGAGUGAAAUGUGGGGGUGUGCAAUGGCAAGUUCACCACACAUAAUUCCCUUGCGUGUCAAAGCAAA
This is a messenger RNA of Panicum hallii, 2312 nucleotides long. Its product is annotated as vegetative cell wall protein gp1-like. Bases 1 to 1866 code for a protein of 621 amino acids. NCBI's taxonomy places the organism in Eukaryota, Viridiplantae, Streptophyta, Magnoliopsida, Poales, Poaceae. The record is from RefSeq and is a predicted model, not a curated record. The transcript has a single exon.